Molecule: messenger RNA, 975 nt
Organism: Cutaneotrichosporon oleaginosum
Lineage: Eukaryota; Fungi; Basidiomycota; Tremellomycetes; Trichosporonales; Trichosporonaceae
Biological process (GO): rRNA methylation; box C/D sno(s)RNA 3'-end processing
Cellular component (GO): nucleolus; box C/D methylation guide snoRNP complex; small-subunit processome
Molecular function (GO): RNA binding; rRNA methyltransferase activity; histone H2AQ104 methyltransferase activity
Source: RefSeq, a predicted model, not a curated record
AUGGCUUUCGGCGACCGUGGAGGACGUGGCGGUGGCGGACGCGGCGGCGGCCGUGGUGGCUUCGGCGGUGGUCGCGGCGGUGGCCGCGGCGGUGCUGCUGGCGGGCGCGGCGGGUUUGGCGGUGGCCGCGGUGGUGGUGGUGGUCGUGGUGGCCCUGGCGGGCGCGGUGGCGCGCGUGGCGCUCCCCGCGGUGGUGGCCGUGGCGGCGGCCGUGGCGGCAAGCCCGGUCUCGGCGGCAAGAAGGGUCCCGGUGCCGUGACUAUCGAGCCCCACAAGCACGCCGGUGUCUACAUCGCCAAGGGCAAGGAGCACCUCCUUGUCACCCGCAACCUCACCCCCGGCGAGAGCGUGUACGGCGAGAAGCGUAUUUCCGUGGCUACCAUGAACGCCGAGGGCGAGGAGGAGAAGGUCGAGUACCGCGUCUGGAACCCCUUCCGUUCCAAGCUUGCUGCUGGUAUUCUCGGUGGUCUCGACGACAUCCACAUCAAGCCCGGUGCCAAGGUGCUCUACCUCGGCGCGGCGUCCGGCUCGACCGUCUCGCACGUCGCCGACAUCGUCGGCCCCGAGGGUGUGGUGUACGCCGUCGAGUUCUCGCACCGCCCCGGCCGCGACCUGAUCGGCAUGGCCAAGAAGCGCACCAACGUCAUCCCCAUCGUCGACGACGCGCGCCACCCCCAAAAGUACCGCAUGCUGCUGCAGAUGGUCGACGUGAUCUUCGCCGACGUCGCGCAGCCCGACCAGGCGCGUAUCAUUGCGCUCAACGCGCACCACUUCCUCAAGCAGGGCGGCGCGAUCGUCAUCUCGAUCAAGGCCAACUGUAUCGACUCGACCGCACCGGCCGCCCAGGUCUUCGCAUCCGAGGUCAACAACAUGCGCAAGGAGGGCAUCAAGCCCAAGGAGCAGCUUACCCUCGAGCCGUACGAGCGUGACCACGCCAUCGUCGUCGGCCGCUACGAGCGCCACUCUGGCAACUAG